Molecule: messenger RNA, 504 nt
Organism: Meloidogyne enterolobii
Lineage: Eukaryota; Metazoa; Nematoda; Chromadorea; Rhabditida; Meloidogynidae
Source: the annotation of a GenBank genome assembly
AUGUUUGUAAUUUUAUCUUUUAUGACUCAUCACUUAAAUAAUUCCCUCUUUUAUUUUUCAGCAUAUUUUCCGCGCGAACCUUCCCUUCAAUGUAUUUUAGUUGAAAGUAAAUGUGUAGAGAAAAUGUUUACAGUUUUAGUUGAACCUUUAAGUAAAUUACAAUUAAAUGAAAUUGAAAUUAGUUUAUUUUAUAUUAUUGUUAUAAUAUCUUCAACAAUCCCUGAUUUAUCAGAAAAAAGUAAACAAAAGUUUUCUCUUCUAAAGCAACACUAUUUCUCCCUUUUAUAUAACAAUAUUUUUUGUAAAAUAAUUUCUAAUGAAUCUUCACCAACAACAACUUCAAACGAAGCAAGUAUUCAGGCAUCUGUACGUGCUGGACAUAUACUUAUUUUGUGUUCUGCUAUUACCGAAAUGACACACAUUUCGAGUGAUAAUAUUCAAGCAAAUAAUGCACUUCAAUUACUGAGUAUGGAAACUUGGAAAAUAUAUCAAAGAAUUGUUUAA